Cuscuta epithymum is the source of this 1031-nucleotide messenger RNA. The record is from the annotation of a GenBank genome assembly. NCBI's taxonomy places the organism in Eukaryota, Viridiplantae, Streptophyta, Magnoliopsida, Solanales, Convolvulaceae.
CGUGAGAGGGCAACACAGUUGCCUAACAUGACUUUUAGCCAAGUGGUCGAGCAAGGGUUAAAAGGAGAGAAAGAAUGGGAGGAAAGAAAGUUGAAGAACGCCGAAGAGGCAAAGAAGAGGAAGUGGGAGAACCAUGGGCAUCAAGGUCCUAGCAAAAAGGGGAACCAUGGGGGAGGGGGAUCUUUUCGGACACCCCCCCUGCCACCUAGGGGAAGUCAUGGCCCGGGCGGGCAAUCACAAGCCUCGGGGGUGACUCGUUGCAAGAAUUGCAAGAGGAACCACCCGGGGAAAUGUCGUGACCCUCCUAGAUGCUACCAAUGCGGGAGCACCGGUCACAUGAAGAUGAGCUGCCCACAACUGGGCGGGACGAGGGCAUCAGGGCCAAGUAGUGGUAAUACCGGGACACGGAAUCAAGCCGGGACUUCACAAGCGUCCAGGGGGCAAGGGGGAGCAAGCGCAAGCAACGCGCCGUCCGUGAAUCAAGGAAGGACUCAAGCUAGGGUCUACGCGAUGACGGAGGCGGAUGCUCAAGCUAACCCGGAUUCCGUUGCAGGUUGAGGCUAGAGCUUGCUUCCUGUGCUCGUUGCUCGAGAGAUCAUAUAGGAGGGAAGACUUGGUUCGUGCUUCCUCCAUUCUGUUUUUUUAACAAUAAUAAACAUGCUCAUGGAUAUUUUACUAUAGAGCCUGCGUGCUCAUGAAUAGCCAUGUGUGGCCCUUUUGUUUUAAACAAAGUUUUCCGCUGCGUUAUGAAUUACUUAUUAUGUUUGUUUAUGGAUGUACAUGUGUGAAUGAUAUUCAAGACGCCUUGUAUAAUAUGAAUGUGUUGGACUGCGGUUGACUAUUCGUAUUGUACGGCGGGUUGUUGACGUGUCCGGAUAGGUCCGGGGCGUGACAUCAUCACUCUGUAAAUCCAAAAAAACUUUCCAGAAGUUAAAAAACAAACAUCAUUACAAAUGUUUUAAAAAUUGAAGAUUGUAGGAGAGAACUAAUAAAAUUGGGUCUAUCGAUUGUUUGUUCGGCUCUAUACAACU